Molecule: messenger RNA, 4104 nt
Organism: Leptonychotes weddellii (Weddell seal)
Lineage: Eukaryota; Metazoa; Chordata; Mammalia; Carnivora; Phocidae
Source: RefSeq, a predicted model, not a curated record
GAAAUAAUUCCACAGACUUUCUACCCUCGACGUCAGAAUAUUCCUCCACAUUGACAGCAUAAAUCCUGUUAUUUCCUUCUGCAGAACUUAUUAAGCACAGCCUAUUCUAUGGAGACAAAAUAAUCAAACUUGUAGAAAAAGCAACCUGAAUUAAAACGGUGAGGGAAAAUCUCUGCUUUCCUCACCACCACCCUCACCCUCAAAAAAAAAAAAAACUUUAUUUGUAUGAAACUAGAAUGUGUUUAUUGAUAUGAAAGCCUUUUGGUUUGGAGUUCUUUUGGUUUUGUCUGAGCCAAGGAAAAGAAAUCCAAUAUCAUUAACGGACAUAAUCUCAGCAACCCAUCUAGAGCUGACCAGAGUUUGUUAACUUCGUUUCAGGCGGGAAAUGAUGCCCCUUCUGUCCCUGGUCUUCUCUGCCCUCUUUAUCCUCUUUGGCACCGUCAUCGUUCAGGCUUUCAGUGACUCAAACGAUGAGCGAGAGUCCAACCCUCCAGAUAAAGAGGAAGCUCAUGAGAAGGCCGGGAAGACUGAGCCAACCUUCACCAAAGAAAACAGCAGCAAGAUUCCUAAAAAAGGCUUUGUGGAGGUAACUGAGCUCACAGAUGUAACGUACACCAGUAACCUGGUCCGCCUGAGGCCAGGCCACAUGAACGUGGUCCUCAUCCUGUCAAAUUCCACCAAGACCAGCCUACUACAGAAAUUCGCUUUGGAGGUCUACACAUUCACUGGGAGCAGCUGCCUGCACUUCUCCUUCCUGAGUCUAGAUAAACACAGAGAAUGGCUGGAAUACUUGCUAGAAUUUGCUCAGGAUGCAGCCCCGAUCCCAAACCAAUACGACAAGCAUUUCAUGGAGCGUGACUACACAGGUUACGUGCUAGCCCUGAACGGUCACAAGAAGUACUUCUGCCUCUUCAAGCCCCAGAAAGCAGUGGAAGAGGAGGAGGCCGUGGGGUCCUGCGGUGAUCUUGACUCUUCCCUCCAUCUGGGCGAAACUCGAGGGAAAUCUUCCUGUGGCCUUGGACCCAGGCCCAUCAAAGGGAAAUUGAGCAAGUUGUCCUUAUGGAUGGAGCGCCUGCUCGAAGGCUCCUUACAGAGGUUUUAUAUCCCGUCGUGGCCUGAACUAGACUGAGGGAGCUCGAGAGAGACUUUAACUCUUCAGGCUUUUUAAGAGGCCCCUGGGAACAGGUCUUUUCAGGACUCGACCUAUCACCACGGACAGAGAAUAGAUUCUAGAUUAUUCUUCCGGAACAAUGGCUGGAAGAAUCUUUCCUUUGUCCUGUCCUACCUAACCUAGAAGUGAAAAACACCUCAAGUUGAAUUCCUUAGAUCAAAAUAUUUUGCUUUGGGUUCUUUUUCCCCUCGUUUGAAUGCCGCACUAUUUAAAGGAGACUGCUCAUCCCCUCUUCCUUCGUCAUCCCUGUCCUGUGCUCCCACCGCCCUCCCCUGUCCUGUCUCUGCGCUGUGGGAGAGACACAGGGCUGUGGCCGGCAGCAGGCCCUGGAGUGCUGGCCGGGCCCCCGCCCCCGCCGUGCUUCCGCGCCCAGUGCAUGCUGUAUCCGUGGGACGACAGCCCACAGCAGCUUCUAGGCCCUGCAUCCUGAAAGAGGCCUGGUUCCAAGCAGUCUCACAUUUGAUAGUUUUUUCUGGUAGUCAGUGGCUAAAAGUGUAUUUGGGGGGUAUCCCCCUGCAGCAGUUGGUCAGCCACGGUUUUACAAGGCUAGGGAUAAGUGGGGGUCCUGCAUGUGAGUUUGGUUUGAAGGGGGAGCUGGGCAGUGACGUACGUGACCCCUUGGGGCGUCCCAUCAGCCACCUCCCCCAGCGCUAAGCGUGGCCAGGGAGGGAUCUGCACGGCAAGAAGUACUGUAAUGACUGAGCCAUUUAUGUGUCUGUUUUCACAUGCCUUUCUGCCUCUGUCAAUUUUAGGGUAUGAAUCUUAGGAGCCAUAAUUUGUAAUCUUGUUCUCUGGACGUAGAGAUAAGCUGCUAUAAACCAGUAGAUGUUAAACUGAAGACACCUCCCUUAUCCCCUGCCUGACAGGCGUCAGGCUUGAGGAACCUCUUCACUCUGGUGGUGUCUCUUUAGUAAAAUACCAGACGUGUCUUUGUAUCAAGGAACUUAAAAAUUUCUCCAUAAUUGUAUUUUGAACACUGUUAACCCCCAGAAGUGCUGUAACUUUGAGCCCUCUUUUGUGACAAGUGAGCCAAGACUUGUUCUAGACUCCUGUUUGGCAAAAGGCUUACUUUGAGCUUCUGACCUAUAUUACGAUAGCUCAAUUGCUUUCACUCUUAACUCACAAUUGCUUCACCAGGAACAGGGUCCGACCUACCAUCAGCACCCGGCUUCCAGUGUGCAGUGGAUCACACCCACCAGUUAGAGAGUUUGCCUUUUUGGGGGCGGGGGGGGGCGCAAAAUUACCAGGGGAUUUUGAGCAACCUCAAAGAGUGGUCAGUUCAGAUGUCAAAACACAUUGGCCUUUUGUAAAGCCAAGUGUCAGGAUCAGUGAUGGGACAUUUACUGAGUUAGUAUUUCUUUAAUCAUCAUUGCUUUAAACAAAGCCAUUUGGGUCCUGAACAAUUUAAACAUUGAGCUAUAGGGGCAAGUAAUAAAUUAUUUAAGCCCAGGAAUUCCUAUCAUUUCCAUGGAGUCUAUAGCUUUAUUUAAAAGAAAAAAAAUCACUGCCAGUCUUUUUUUCCCCACAUGAUCCUCUAAAAAUUGGAUGCUUCCUCUGAUUGCUGUCUCCUGGCACCUGGCCCAGGCAGGUGUGAUUAAGGGAUUCAUUUGGUUCCUUGAUGCACCAGCCUCAAAAUUAUUUUCUAGGUCUUUUAUGGCCGAGUUGCUGAUGUGAGUAGUGUUCUGGUUCAGUGGUCGGUUUUUAAUUUCUGGUACUAAUGGGAUGGAUCCCUAACCUUAAUUUCUGAAAACCAAAACCUCCCCCAGAUUUGUUCACUUUAAAAAUGUUUCUCAUUAAAAUGAAAAGCGCCUUUAGACAGACAGCUGCACCCUCUAUUUGUACGAAGAAAGGAAAGUUAGAAUAGAUAGGAUUAAAAACAUUCCCGGUGAAUGUUUCAGUGCAGAAAUUAUUUCACAGGUCUGUUUGGGGCUAGAAGAUACGUCCCCCAAGAGGACACUAGGAAGGUUCUACUUUGAACUAACUUUGCCCUUGACCCCCCAAGCCUUUUCUCCUGAAUGUUUCCAUGAAUUUGUUUACCUUUGUGUCAAAUGUCUGAGCCUUUGUCAUGCUUAGCCAGUGCCACCAUUUCUCCUCCUCUUGUGUGAAAUCACACAGACCUGAUUUUGGUUUUAAGUUAAUUUCUUGGUCUUUGAAUAUCUUGAGACUGACAACAUUGUUUGGUUUUUAGAAGUAGGCUUUUCUGGUACAUCGUGUUUAGCAGCUGGGGAUGGAAACUGGCCUAAAACAAGUCUUUGUAGAACACGCACCUACUUACAAAUAUUUUUUUAUCAUCCAGGUGCUGGUGGCAUAAUUUGGCUAAGAGAUUGUCCCAGCUCUGAGUCAGCAGCGUUUCAAUGAGCAAGACUGCCCUGACUUCUAUUAGGCACCACGGUCUCGCUCCCUGCCAUCACUUCCCAACCAUGAAAAUUUGGUCAUACUUUUCAAAUUAAUAGGUUGAUUUCCUCCUCAUUCAGUACAUGAACGUUUUCCUGAUUUAAAAAGAAAUGAAAUCUGAAUGUGUUUUUUUUAAGUGAUUUGCUCUGUUUGGGAAAAAGAAAUCAGAAGCAAACACUCCAACUUUUUUCCUAAGUAAAAUUCUUUAAAAGCUGAGGCAAAAUAUCUUUGCAGAUGAAAUAUCGCUCACAUCCAAAUGCCUGACCUUGUCCCUUGAACACAAAUGCAGUGUGGCAACCGCUAAAUCUGUCCAUUCCGUUUGUCAAGGAGGAUGGAACUUUAGAGACCGAUCUGAAAAGAAGGUGAAUAUUUUGCACUUUUGAUACUCUUAGGAACAAAUAACUUAUUUGGCAAAUGGUGUCUUUUUUUAUGUUGUUUGUGUUUUGUAUUGUGAACAGGCACUGAAGCUGAUGUUAUUUUUGUUUUGAGAAUAUUACAGACUGGAAACAGAAAUAAACUAUUUUAAUGUGUGAUGAUUA